Panicum hallii is the source of this 1316-nucleotide messenger RNA. Its product is annotated as peroxidase 2-like. NCBI's taxonomy places the organism in Eukaryota, Viridiplantae, Streptophyta, Magnoliopsida, Poales, Poaceae. The transcript has 2 exons. Gene Ontology annotation, molecular function: heme binding; peroxidase activity. The coding region runs from base 64 to 1125 and encodes 353 amino acids. Gene Ontology annotation, biological process: response to oxidative stress; hydrogen peroxide catabolic process. Gene Ontology annotation, cellular component: plant-type cell wall; plasmodesma. The record is from RefSeq and is a predicted model, not a curated record.
UGAGCUCUCACUGGUCGCAAGCAGGACUAGUUGGCUGCUUCGAUCGAUCUGAUCUGAGAGACGAUGGCCAGGCUUGCCGCUCUUACGACCUUGCUUGCGCUGCUGUGCUCGGUGACGCGCUGCCAAGCUGAGGGCUACGGCUACGGUUACCCUGGCUCGGGAGGGGGUUACCCAAGUCCCCGCCCGACGCCACCGGCCCCGACUCCGAGUGGCGCCGGCCUGGCGGUGGGCUUCUACAGGGACGCGUGCCCGAACGCCGAAGCCAUCGUGAGAGACGUCGUCGAGAAGGCGGUGGAGCAGAACCCCGGCGUCGGGGCAGGGCUCAUCCGGAUGCUCUUCCACGACUGCUUCGUCCAGGGGUGUGACGCGUCCGUGCUGCUCGACCCGACGGCGGCGAACUCGCAGCCGGAGAAGCUGUCCCCGCCCAACUCCCCCAGCCUGCGCGGCUUCGAGGUCAUCGACGCGGCCAAGGCGGCGCUCGAGGCCUCCUGCCCGGGCACGGUCUCCUGCGCCGACAUCGUCGCCUUCGCAGGCCGCGACGCCAGCGCCGUCCUCAGCGACGGCCGGGCCGACUUCGACAUGCCCGCGGGCCGCCGCGACGGCCGCGUGUCCAGCGCCAACGACGCGCUCCAGUUCCUUCCGCCGCCCUCGUUCAACCUCUCCGAGCUCGCCGCCAGCUUCGCCGCCAAGGGGCUCGACGCCAACGACCUCGUCGUGCUCUCCGGCGCCCACACCGUCGGCCGCUCCCACUGCUCAUCCUUCGUCGGCGACGGCCGCCUCAACGCAUCCACGUCCGACAUGAACCCGGCGCUGGCCGCCUCGCUGCGCAGCCAGUGCCCGGCGAACCCGACCGCGGCCAACGACCCCACCGUGGUGCAGGACGUCGUCACCCCCAGCAAGCUGGACAGCCAGUACUACAAGAACGUGCUCAACCGCAACGUGCUCUUCACGUCGGACGCGGCGUUGCUCAAGUCAGGGCAGACGGCGGCGGCGGUGGUGCGGAACGCGUUCGUCCCCGGUCUGUGGGAGCAGAAGUUCGCCAAGGCCAUGGUGAAGAUGGCCAGCAUAGAGGUGAAGACCGGCGCCAACGGCGAGAUCAGGAGGAACUGCAGGGUCGUCAACUAGUUCGAUUUCUUGCGCAUGGCUGUUCUGAUCUAUACAUGUUCCUGCUUCGUUUUGUACUCGCGUAAAGCUGAGCUGCUGGGUCCUUGUAAUGCCGUUCGUCGGCUUCGUGUUCUUUCGAAUUCAUCUGUUGCAUGCUUUCGCAUGUCCAUUGUAACUUCAUCUUACUGGAAUUCAGGCAAACUUUUUAUUUU